Molecule: messenger RNA, 6042 nt
Organism: Megachile rotundata (alfalfa leafcutting bee)
Lineage: Eukaryota; Metazoa; Arthropoda; Insecta; Hymenoptera; Megachilidae
Product: protein unc-93 homolog A
Biological process (GO): regulation of muscle contraction; regulation of potassium ion transport
Cellular component (GO): plasma membrane; striated muscle dense body
Molecular function (GO): potassium channel regulator activity
Source: RefSeq, a predicted model, not a curated record
UUAAAGACGUAUAAGAUAUAUUUUAUUGGACAAUGCAGGAAUUUUCCACUUUUGAAAAACAUCAAGAAAACAUAAAGAACCGCUAAAUGGAACAGUAGUAUAGUAGUAUAAUAGCAUAAUAACAGUGGACUAGUUACAUAGUAGAAUAGUAAGAUAGCAGUAUUGUAGAAUUUUAUAAUAGUGGUAUAUUAGUAUACUGAAAUAGUAGGAUAUCAGUAUUGUACUAAUAAUAUUUAAAACUGGUAGGCAAUGUAUACCAUGACAAACAUCACGACUUUCAUUAUUAUCUACAGUAAGGAUUGGGUAAUAAAGAAGAGUUUGUUGCUCCUGAAACAUCAUCCUUCAGGAAAACUAUCAUAGAAAUAUAAUCGAGCUUCACACGGCAUCGUGUCGUGGUUUGAACGAAAAGAGAAAGAGACAGGAUUCCGUCCAGUUGACCAGAGGGAAAUGGGCCAAUCAGAGCUCAGAGUGACUUGCGUUCGAAUCGGGAGAGUUCGGGCUGGGACGAGGUAAGCACGAUUUGUGCUUCGUUCGUGAAUCUUGCAAUUCGCUUCAAUUCAGCCAGUUGAGAAGGAACGCUUCUGGUGGAAUGUCGUGUUUUAACGCUGCAGUUUAUAUCUAUCGUAUAUAGGCAGCAUUAAUUAACUCUACCAUAAAAACGGUACUUUCCAUUUCCAACAUACAUUGAUCGGUAUAUACAGUUCGUACAGUGAUUUGUAUUGUGAUGCGUUAAAAUUUUCACUCGAAUUUGCAUAUACACGACGGUGCCAUUUGACAGUUUACCGCUUCGUCCUAUAGUUUGGGUCGAUGCAAUUGUUGAAAGGAUUAACCAAAACAUCCCCGAUCUAAAUGGAGUGAUUCUUCCUCUGGGUCAAGAAGCUUUGUUUGAUUUGUAAGACGCUGUUAAACUCGUGUCACAGUGGACGCAGUUAAGGGGUUAAUCAUACCUGUUGUAUUUGUCAGCUGCAAUGCCCAGGCAAACACCAACGACGGUGAACACGGCGAUAAAACUGGGACCAGCCAGGAUUUGAUAGUCCAGUCCAAGGCCAUUGUAGUUCCAUUCGCAGUAGUAGGAUCCGUUCAGUUCCAGGGACUCGCAACUGUGAAACAAAAUACCUUCAACCAGGUGGUACUGAUUUGAUCGAAGUGUCCUUGGAGUAACCUAGAAGCUUGGAGGACGUAGUCAGAAGAAUUUAACACAAUCUUAUGUAGUUUUGUGUUGGGUACAUUAACCUUCUACUUUACGUUCUCAAAAUUUUAGCUUAUUUUCUCGCACACGUUUUUUCAUAUAAAUUGUUAGUACACGUUCAGAGGAUUUUGUUAAAAAUACAAGCUUGAUAGCUUAAUUUCAACCAAAACAUUUAAUUAAGACAUUUUUCCUUUGUUUUAAGUGUCCUUGGAGUAACCUAGAAGCUUGGAGGACGUAGUCAGAAGAAUUUAACACAAUCUUAGCAAGUUUCAGUUUUAGUGCGUACGGGACUGUGUUUCGAAGAUUGCGGGUUUUAGCAUGUGAGUCGUGGAGAUGAUCUCGAUGGUAUGGGUACUCGCUUGGUAUUGCUUCGGGAGCCAUGCUGAAUUCUGGAUAAUGGAACGACGUAGCUUCGAGACGGCAGGCGUAAACAGUAGAUGAGCGAAUGGAAGGCGAAAGAGCGAGACAGUCGCUCUUCUUCAACAAAGAGUCACAUUAAAGAACCCCGGUCAGAGCAAGAAAUCAAACCAUGGGCUCGUUACCGAAUCUUCACGAAUUGUCGAAGGAGAAGCUGGGGAGUCCUGCUUACAGACCCGCGCCCAUCGGUGGUUUGGGACCCAUACGAUUGCCAGCCCAGCCUCCACCGUUAGCCCACACUCACAGACGAGCCAGGAGCAGUGGUCAUCAUCACACUCUGUGGGACAAUGAUACCAUGCUGGAGCACAUGGCAGCGUACUCUCCCAUCUCAUGUCGCUCAACAAGGACAUCCGCCUUAUCUUGGCGUCGAAGGGACUCCAUGAACUCAUCAGCAGGAGCAUCAUCCGUGCGUCGUCUGAUAGCAGCGGUUAGAGCAGCACCUUCCGGACCAAGGCCGCCGAAAAAGGCCAUCUUGAGGCACUGUGCAGCCCUGCUAUUAGGGCACGCGAGCUGCUCGGCCGCCACUCUGCCCAUAUUCCCGUUGCAGGCUGGUCUGGGCACCUUCAACCCUCAACUGGGACCCAUGUUGCUGGCUCUUCUCUAUGCAACUGCAACCAUCACCAGCUGCUUCGCGCCGAUCCUCGUUCAGCGAUUUGGCACGAAUCUUGCGAUAAGCAGCAGCCACGUGGCCACCACUAUUUUCGUCGGCGUGCAUCUGUAUCCGAAAUGGUACAUAUUGCUACCAAGUUACGCCAUGCUAGGUGCUUGUGUGAGUCCAAGCUUCAUAGCCCGAGUGUCUCACGUGAACGCUUCAGCAACCAGUUUAGCCCUGGUCUGCGUCGACCCUGAGGAUCCCGACGAGACAAGACGCGAGUGCCUUUUGAGAAGACUUAAUCGUGGGAUUAAAUUAGCGGAAGACAUGGGUCUAGCACUGGGUUGUCUGAUCGCUGCCAUACUCGUGAAACUAACGAAUUCCGUUUCUAUUAGUACAAUAAACGGCGAAGUGUACGACAAAUGCGGAGCAGAAUACUGUCCUGAAGAGAUUUAUCUUUACAAUGGCACAACUAAUUUACCUACGUUGUCGUCGGGCACGUCAAAGAUGUUAGUUAGCAUAUGGCUCGGUCUCGCUGUCCUAGGUUUAAGUAUAUCCUGUGCUUUCCUCGAUUCUAGAAUGAAGGAACCACAGACUGUUAAUGAAAAGCAUAGCACGAAAAGUAUUCUCGCGUCUAUUAAAGCUGCGUUUCAAGAUCCUAAGUUGCAACUGGCCGCGCCGUUGACACUUUUCAUCGGACUUGAACAGGGUUUCAUCUACGCGGAUUUUAUAGAAGCAUACGUAGUCUGUGCACUGGGAGGAGCAGGUACAGUGACGCUAAGUUUUUUGAGUUUGGCAUCCCUGCAAGCCCUUGCCGGUGCAACUUUGUCGAUGCUUUUGAGACACAUUAAAAGGUAUUUUGUUGUAGUUGUAGGAUUUGUAUUUCACGCGUGUUUAUUACUGGUCUUGAUCACUUGGAGACCGUCUGGUGACGAUCCAGCACUUUUUCACGUUAUAUCUGCUGCCUGGGGUGUUUGCAACUCUAUUUGGGAAACUUUGAUAUACACAUUAGUAUUGGGACUAUAUCCAAACUCUUGGCAAGGACCACUAUCGACCUCCCUAUUCUGGAGAUGGCUAGGACUUGCCCUGACUCUCGGUCUGCACGGACUAGUCUGCACACGCUUUCGAGUACUCGGUCUCGCCUGCGUGCUGCUUCUGUCCGUAGUUCCUUACAUAUGGUUAGAAAUCAGAUUGGCGAAAAGAGGUAAAAGCUUGGCGCCAUUGUGACUGAGAGACGCGACUACGAGUGAGCAUGGUUCCACCACGAAGAUAGAAGCUCGUUACAGAGAUUGAGAUAAGUUCGUUCCAUUUGGCUUGAGAAGGACUAGGAGACACACAAACAGAAAGCUGUUCGCGGGUCACGGUAUAUGUAGAACGAAGAAGCACACGAGGCGUAGGGUGAACAGCGUCGCGUUCGCAUGCAACACCGAAGAAAAUCAAAUUACGAGUAUCAGCACGAUCGAACAGAAUGUGACCGCGAAGGAGACAGUUGCGGAGAUAUCUUUGCCGACGAAUGAGCAUGAAACGAGCGUCACAGACCACGACUCUAGUGUUCUUCCUGUCUCCGAAGGCUGAUUUUCUAGUAAUCAUCAAAUUUCUGUUUACCCGUCUCUACUGAGCAAUACUCUUAUUUUGUAUCCGCGUUAACGAUGAACGAGAACGAUUUACUCUGUCAAUUGAUUGCUCGGUCUUUCUUGAAAGUUGAAUGGAACGAACGCGAUUAACAAAACCACGCAAAUGCUCUUACAAUGAAUCUCUUGUUCGUACAAGACUGAACAACGGACGAACGAUCAUCGUAGUAUCUUUCUGACAAAUCAUUGACGUUGAAACGUCGAAACGUACCUGAUGUCUUUCAAAACAAAAUUAAUUUUAAUCGUGCGCUGAAGGAAAAAAAGAUAUCUGCCCCGUAUCACACAGAAUCGAAACUGGAGUACUAUAAAAAUGUUUUAAUAAUAAGCGUAGACGUCUAAUUUAACGGUAAUUACAUAUUCACGGCUGACAGCCGAAGCUUAUCACUCGCAUAAAUUAAGUAACAGUUCAUUGUACAAAUUAUACAUUUUUAAAUUAAAAGACAAAAAAAAGGAGUACGCUUCAACGAACGAGGAAAUCACGUUUGCUCGACUUCUCUUCACGCUAAUUACAAUAUCGACACACUCGCCGAUCGAUCGUUUCUAUUAAAUCGGGUACUGUAAGUCUUUAUUAACACUCUCAGACCCAACUGUGUAAUACCACACUCAGCGGAGGAAACGGUUACCUCUAGAUGUUACCCUGGGAUCGAACGUGUUAAAUAAGAUAUUUAUUUUCUAUAUAUUAUUUGUUACUUUUGCGAUCGUGUACAUCUUUAAGAAUUCAAAUACUCUGUCCUCUGUAUAAUGACCAACUGUAUCAUAUAGAAACAUUUAAAUAUUUGAUAUUUACGGUGUUUUCGGUACAUUUCGGUGCAAUGCAGGCUUCCCUUUUGGUAAGGGUAGAGGCAUGGAGUCGCCUACUACUGUAACCUUGGGAUAAUCUAGGAAAAACCCAAACAAACGCUUGGAAAGGCUCAGGUAGACUCUAGGAACUUUUCAGACACUAAACAUUAGUUUCACUAAAAUAAAAAACAGUAGGAACAUUUUUGGAUUUUGGGAUUCCCAGUUUUAGUUUUUUUAAUGUGGAACAUUUUGAGACCCUGGUACUUUGGAACAGAAGGAGUCUGGAAGUUAGAGACUGAAAUCUUGGGAUUUCCAGUUCCUAGAAAAAUCCAGAGAGAUAUAAAGGAAAGCAUAGAAAAGAAUCCGGAAAGAGGAUUCUAAGGAGAUUCUAGAAAAGAUAAGAAACUAAUCAUAGAAAAAGUCCAAACAGAACCUAAAAAAGGUCUAGGAAAAUAUGAGAAAAAACUAGAAAUUGUAGAAGAGUCAAAAAAGAAGAGAGAAUGCAGGAGAAUCCCAAGGAAGGACUUGAGAGUGCCAGGGAGAGACUUGAGAAUCCCAGGGAGAGCACCUAGAACAUUCUAUCCUAACACAUAAAGGAUAUGAAUAAAUAAAUGUUAGGUUGCUUCUUUUCCCACAGUUUUUGUUAAUUAAGAGAAGCCUAAAUUGCACGUGACAGUACAUCAUCUUCCAACGCAUUGUGUCAUAAGUAUACAUUUAAUUAUGCUUACCAUAAUCGUCAUUAUAUUAAUAACACAGUUGUGUUUUAUUAAAGAUUUUAAACUAAAGAAAUCAUAACACUUUUUAAAUACAUGUUAUCUUGGGCAUCGUUACAAAAUUUAACAAAAAAAUCAACAUGUUUAACAGUAACUUUAGUGGAUAGAUAUUUAUAUGAAAUAUUUCCUAAUCUAUAAGAUUAACGAGAGGCAAAUAGCAGGCUAUUUGUAUGUUCUCCAUAAAACAAAAUCAUCCUUGUUGCCAUCAUUUUCAAAAUACGACUGAUGAAUUUAUAUAAAUUCAUAAUUAUGUAUCCAAACAAGAAAAAAUAACCAAUGUAAAGUUAAAUCAUGUAACAGUAUGAUAUUUGUAUGUACACUGAAUAUAUUUUGCAAUCUUGAAAUAAAUUGUACUAUUAAAGUCGAUUUAAGGAAAACUAAAAAGAAACAGUUCAAAGUGAAGCGCAGGAGAAAAUAUUGUUGAUCGUUAAAGACACUAGGACAAGAAACUACUUCCAAUGGAUCCUCAAAUAUUCAGCAAUAAAUUUGCUCAUUCUGCUUUCGAUAAGAAGCUUCAAUUAUUCAACCAAAAUUAUAUAUACAAAACAAAAGAUGGAAGCAAAUGUUCCUGUCCUAGUAUACGUGUAUGAAUUUCUAAGUGGUAUUGGAAAGGCGUACACUAAUUGUAUUUCAAGAAAUAAUAAAUAUUAUCUUAUUUUA